AUGAGAAGUUCUUUAAUGGAAAAAAUGGAGUCACUUCUUAACAUUUGGAUAGAAGAUCAAAAUCAGCGAAGAAUGCCAUUAAGUCAAAUGGUAAUUCAAAAGAAAGCACUAACUUUAUUUGAAGAUCUGAGAGAAGAUUAUCCAUUAUCAAGUGCCGAAAGUGCGGAAGAAUUUGAUGCAAGCAGAGGUUGGUUCGACCGUUUUAAAAUCCGUGGAAAUUUGCAUAGCAUUGCAUUAAAAGGAGAAUCUGCUAGUGCUGAUACUUCAGCUGCAGAAAAGUUCAAACUUGAAUUAAAAGCAAUUAUUGAAGAAGGUGGGUAUUCUGCACAACAAGUUUUAAACGCUGAUGAAACGGGACUUUUUUGGAAACGUUUGCCAGGAAGAACGUACAUUUCUAAAUCCGAAAAAUCUUCGCCAGGUUAUAAAUCUAGCAAAGAUAGACUUACACUUCUUUUGGGAGGAAAUGCAGCGGGAGAUUUUAAAUUUAAGCCAUUUUUAAUUUACCACUCUGAAAACCCGAGAGCUUUUAAAAAUGUUAAAAAGAGCGAGCUUUUUGUUCAUUGGCGCGCAAAUAAAAUAGCAUGGAUGACUGCAUCCUUAUUUAGAGAUUGGAUGAACAAUUGUGCUGCUCCCGAGCUAAAGGCUUAUUGUUCUUCAAAAAAUAUUGAGUUUAAAAUGCUCUUGUUAGUUGACAAUGCACCAGGUCAUCUUGUUUUUUCAGACGAUUAUUCGGAAAAUAUUAAUGUUAUUUUUAUGCCCCCAAAUACAACAUCUGUGAUACAACCAAUGGAUCAAGGUGUUAUAUCCAACUUCAAGUCAUACUAUCUGCGUCGAACAUGUCAUCAACUUCUAAAAGCAACUGACGGAGAUAACAUGCCAUCCAUGAAAGAGUUUUGGAAGAAUUACAAUAUCCUGAUGGCUAUUCAAAAUAUAAACCUAUCUUGGAAAGAAGUAAAAGAAUCGAGCAUGAACGGAACUUGGCGUCAAUUAUGGCCCGAAUGUGUUCUCAAAGAUAUGGAAGAUAUUAAUGAUGUUCCCCACACAUGUAAAGAACUUGCAGAAUCAGCUAGAAAUGCAAAUUUUUAUGGAAUGGAAGAACAAGUUAAAUUGUAG
Molecule: messenger RNA, 1113 nt
Organism: Lucilia sericata (common green bottle fly)
Lineage: Eukaryota; Metazoa; Arthropoda; Insecta; Diptera; Calliphoridae
Product: tigger transposable element-derived protein 1-like
Exons: 1
Coding region: 1-1113 (370 amino acids)
Cellular component (GO): nucleus
Molecular function (GO): DNA binding
Source: RefSeq, a predicted model, not a curated record